AUGAAUGUCGGAGUAAACUACAAUGCGCUGGAAGAAGAGCGCAAAAGACAGGAAUUAUUACUUCAAGAACUUCGAGAUAUAGAAAGCAAGUUAUCAACUCCGAGUAUUCGAAAAACUAAUCUUCCCAAUCUUGCUUCACUUGUUGGGGUCGAGUUGGAACAGAAUACUCAAUGUCUUCACUACCUCACCGGAAUUUCAGAACUAGAAAGAUAUAUCAGUGAUGUGGCCGCUCAUUUUGCCGAGCGCUCGAUCGAACUUAGUGAUCCACAAGCACUUCAUAGUAAUGUAUUCAGUUACAAGACCCUCUCAGAUAAUGUCAAAAGUUGUUGGGAUUAUGUGGAACAGCUAACGAUGCUGGCACAAAUACACAUCAAGACUUCGGCUGAAUAUCAUCAAUUCUUCCAUGAGGCAAAUGAAGUUGAAGCAAAACUUGAGAAGCAGUUGCAAACUGCUCAACGUCGUCAGAAUGCCGCAACAGAACAGAAUCGAAGAAUUAAAGAUGUCAGCAAAAUAUCGAAUGAACUGAGAGAACAGUUAGAAACCAUGCGAAAUUUAUGGAGCAGAUGCAUUGCUCUUGUGAAACGCAGUGAAUCCGUGGUUCCAAUUCGUUUGAGGCUUGGAGGUGUCAGUGAAGGUGAAGUAACUCUGGGUUCUCCACACAAUCGAAACGGGCCAGUCAUGGUUAGAGCGCUGGUAAGCCUUACAGGGCCGGAAUAUCGGAUUAAACAAGGCGACUUACUUCAGUUGAUCGAUAAUCAGAAAGAUAGUCAUCUCUGGAAAGUGCAGACGUCUUCAGGUAUUGAAAAUGUUCCCUCCGUCUGCUUCUGGGUAAUGGGAAAUGAUGUCGAAGCAAUAGAAAGAGCGUCCCUGCUCAAGCAAUACUGCAAAAAGACUUGGCUAGAAAUUGCACGGCUCUCUCGGCAAAGGCUCUACUUCGAAUACAUUGAUAUUUUGAAUAAAUUAACUGCAAAAAAUCCAGUGUGCAUCAAACAGAAGGCAUUUACAGAUCUGAUAGCUGAUAUCCACAACCAACUCAUUACUCCAGAAGAGGAUGACGAUCGGCUUCGGAUCGCCUUGGAAAAAUUUCAGCGAAGUGUCAUCUUUAAAAGUCAUUCGAUGCAAGAGGGGGAGUACGCUCUGAAAGAAAUCGAUUUGGUGCGACUUCGAACACCACUAAUGCGAUUACAGGACCAUCUUAUUGCAGUUGGCUUAAUGCAAGAAGAGAUGAAACGUCUCAACGAGUACAUUGAUAACUACCUAAUUGAAGUCAAAAGCGAACAGAAACGUAUUUCCAAGAUGGUGGAUCAUCUAAAACAAAUAACAAAGGAGAGUCAAAUCCAACUUGCCGAUCUGUCAUCACAAUUGAGCUUAUACACAGAAAAUGCGACCAAACGGCCUCAUUAUGCGAUACCCGAGAUUGACGAGGUCUAUCGCAGCAAAAGCCAACCGUUUGAUGUUGAGGUUAGCUCAAGACCUAAACGAAAAUUGGACGGAAAACGCGCAAGAAGUCAGACGGUUCAUCAAUUGGAUGCAAUGGUCCAAAUAGGUAGUAAAUGCAGGUCUAUAGAAACACAGUCCAUCGAUACCACAUCCGGGACUGAUGAUUCUCAAAGAACAUCCAAAAAGAGCAGGAUUGAGACAAGAAUACGCCGACCUCCAGUUCAACGCUGUGUUAUGACUCAAAUUGGCCCAAGCAGUAAAGAGUCAUGUACCCAAGUGGACUCCUCUGAAUCUCCCACAACUGAAGAGUGUUAUGUAACAGAAAUGAUGAAGGCGAAUGUACGUAAAGGAAAUCAAAAUAGGCGGAGAGAUGCGCGAUCCGUCCCUGUGCAUAACAAACGACCAGUGAUUCAAAUCAACAGUUGUACUCAGCUAGGAACUUUAAAGCAUGAAAGAUCGGUUAGUCCAAUUCUCAGUCUUAUCGACUGUUGCCAUCAGUGUCGGAGACGUGGGAUGAGGUGCCGAUUAGUUUGUGAGCACAUUUCAAUGGAAACACCAAGAACGUAUGAUACAAUAGACUCCUACUGUCAAACGCUGAGUAGCUAUGGCUCCACUGUUCGAUAUAUUAACCACGAUUAUGCAAACUCAUGUACUCAGAUUGGUACAAUAACACGAGACUGUGUGCUUAGUCCAGUUGAUUUUGACUCUGUUCCAUUUGCAAGAUGUAGGGAGAUUGAACGACCAUCUAGGGCAGCAUCCCGUCGUGAGAAUGUCUACGUUGAACCAGGGAGAAAGCGAAGACACUCCCAAGAAAUGCAAUGUGUUAAUGUUGAACUUGACUAUACCUCACCUCGUUACGCAAACAUUGCACGAUCUUACCCGAAUAUUGACAGAGUUUAUGAAAAUGCUGUUAAUGCCAGAACACAGAGAGAAGGUCGUUAUGAAGUGCAUGAACGUAGAAGAACAAGAUACAUGUCAGAAACAGAAGCUGGAAGUUCCAAUCAUGCACACGCUGUACCAACAAGAUAUACAACAGAAGCUUCCUACCAUCACACUGCCAGUCUUCCUGAUUUAUUAUCAAGUGAAAGUGAUGUGGUUUAUUCACAAAUUCCUCCAGUUCCACCGAGAAGAAGACGCAACGGUCAAACUGCAGGCUCACCUACACUUAAGUACACAACAGUUGUAGCGCCUGAGAUAUCAAGAAGAAGAGGUAUGGUUGAUCACUGCCACAGUGUUCCUAAUAUUCACGAUCAUCUGGUACAAAUGGACUAUGGUGUCGAUGCAAAUGAAUACCAAACCAGAGAUGUGGUUAUGCUCGAAAACGUUUCCUAUGCACCAAGUGCAAGGAAUAUUGGAACGGUGCAACAUGCCAUUAGUCUACCAAUUAUUGCCAGUCCUUGCUAUGCUACAGCAUGUGUCCCGGUUUGCAGACCUGUUGUAUCCACUUGCAUAGUUAGACCUUGUGUACGAACAUUUUCGACUCAGGUAUGUGAGGCACCCGAAGUGGUAGAAUUUGUACGAGAUACAGGCAUUGCCGAAAUGGAAAUCACUCGUGUUGUUAAGCCAGAACGAAGAUUCAUUCAACCGUCAAUGAAAUUCGUUUCAGUUGGUACACCGGCUCAAAAACACUACGACGUCAGCUGUGAUGCUAUGAUUAUACCUGAAUAUGCAUCGAAAAGAACCCAGAUUGAACUCUUUGAAGAGCCUAAAAUCAUCGAGACACGAAGGGAAGAGCAUGUGUAUAGUGCUCCACCAGAACCGAUGCAAACUAUGACGACGCAGUCUGUGGUAGGGACACAUGGAAAGAAGCUGCAAUUUGAACCCGAGAUGAAUGAUGCUAGUUGUGAAACGCAAAGGCCUGGAUCGUAUCAGAUAAUUGCUUGCCAGAAGGAUAUAAAAACUAGUGGAAAAAAGCUUCAAGUAACCAUCCAAGUACCAGAGCCAAUGAAAUUGGGAAGUGGAGAAGUUUCUCCAAUUAAAAAGGCUGGGCAUGGGAAAAAGUUGCAGGUGAAUUUGGCCACACCCUUACAUGUUGAUGUAACACAAACAAUUGCAGAACCCAAGAAAUCAGUGGCAGAUUUCCAAUGCGACGCCAUACAACCAGCACCCUUUGAGGUUGGAACAUCUCAGUCUAUUUGGGAAGAGGUGCCACAAAUUAUUUCACAACAGGAGGUUGCACCUGUAUUUGUUGCUCCAGUUGCUCUGCCAGUUGAAACACGCGAUAUGGCCAGUGAGACAAUUACGCUAAUAGAAACGAAUGACUUCUCUUGCGAUGCAAUUCCAGCUCGAACGAUGGUAGGCAAAAAAUUGCAAAUAACAGCACAACCUGUGCAUGAAGAAAUUGCGCAAGCUCCAUUAAAAAUCGGUGUUGCGCAAUCAAUUCAGCGGGUAAUUCCAACUAAUGACUUUUCUUGCGAUGCUGAAAUACCUGUCGAGGUGUCGGGAAAGAAGCUGCAGGUGACUCCACCUCCUAUGGAAUCAACCACGACACAAGCUCACUACAUGGAGAUUUUGCCUGAAUCAUUAAUAAUUGCAACCACACAAUCUAAAGCUAGAGCUGAAGUAACAACUAAAGAAUUCGGUUGCGAGCCUAUACCUGUUAUAACUCAGGGCAAGAAAUUGCAGGUUAGUCCAGGACCAAUGUUAAUAGAGGCUGGUCAGGCACUGCAUACAGAAAUCAAGAUGGCCACUAUUGUGGCACAGACGGAGGCAGAGCCAAUAAUGAAAACGAUUGGAAAAAAACUGCAGGUCGAGCCGCCCCCACUGGCUUCAAUUGCAUCUCAAGCAAUUUAUGAGGAACCUCUACGAGAACACUUGCAUGUUGGGCAAUCCCAAUCGAUAUGGGAAGAACCUGAACCAAUAAUUAUCAAACCACUGACACCGGUGGCAGUUGUAAUGUCUGCUCCUCCGUUAACAAGCGAAUUCAGCUGCAAUCCCAUCCCAAUCAUGACAGAGUACAAGACAGUUCAAAUUGUACCAGAACCGGUGGUGACUAAGGACUUCAGCUGCGAUGCUCCCUUAGCAAUUUCGAAGCAAGAUUUCUCAUGUGAUGCACCAGAACCCAUUCAAACAAUAGGAAAGAAACUGCAAGUUUCGCCAACUCCACUAGCGGCGGCCGUUUCACAGUCUAAUUAUAUUGAAGAGAAACCUCCACUUCUUUCAAUUAUCCAAUCUCAAGCAUUCUAUGAAAAAGUUAAAAUUGAACCACUAAUGAGAGGAUCAUCACAAGCUAUAUAUACGGAACCGAAACAGGAACCAUUUCGAAUUGAAGCCACACAAGCAAUUUGGGUGGAAUCCCCACCGAUUGUCCUCAAGCAGGAUAUAAUGCCUGUCUUCUCUGCACCAGUAAUUGAAUCAAAAGAUUUCUCAUGUGAAACGAGACCAAUUGAAAUUCUAACUCAGGACUUUGCGUGUGAAGCACAUGUUCCCGUUGAGACACAAGGCAAAAAGUUACAGGUAUCUCCAGAACCGUUAGUAUCGUCAAUGUCCCAAUCCAUCUACUUAGAGAUGGAAAAGAUUGGUAAAGCCUUCCAAGUGGGUCCUGAGCCAAUGGCCGUUACUGUUGCUCAAGUAACCUACAUAGAACCUAAGGUGAGUGUCUACGAACUAUACUCAGGCCAAGUGAAAGAAAUAGAAAAGAUUGGCAAAAAACUGCAAGUACAUCCUGAAUCAUUGAGUGCAAUGACUAGUCAAGUGUCACUGAAAGAAGUUACAUUGUCUUCGAGUGUGACUCAAACUAUCGAACCUGCAGUGGUUGAGAAAGUUGGAAAGAAAUUGCAGGUUUCACCAAAACCUCUUGAAGUAAGCGUAUCACAAGCAGUCUAUGAAGAGUCUAGACCCUCUCCACUGGAAACAAUUAGAACACAAUCAAUCUGGGUCGAACCGGAACCAAUCAUCAUUAAGCCCGCAACCCCUGAACAAAUUGUUAUGGCAGCACCGGCACCUCUUACAAGUGACUUCAGUUGUAAUCCCACUUUACCAACGACUCAAUUCAAAGGGGUUCAAGUCGAGACAGUACAUCUUGUUACAGCAGGGGCACAGGCUGUGUACGUCGAACCCAAAGCACCAGCAUUAACAAUAGAAGCCGCACAAUGCGCGGCAGUCUCAAUGAAAGACUUCACUUCCGAUGCCCCAUUACCUCCCCAGACGAUUGGAAAGAAACUUCAAGUUACUCCCGCCCCUCUAACUGCAACAUCAAUGCAGGCAACUUACAUUGCAGAGAAGCCAGCUCCCUUGGCUGUUGGAGCUUGUCAGGCAAUUUAUGUGGCACCCAAGCCAGCACCACUAACAACCGCCAUCUCCCAAGUUAAAUUUGUGGAACCUGCACCAAAACAUGUAAAGGAUUUCAGCUGUGAUGCACCUCGACCGAUUGAGACCUUUGGAAAGAAGCUCCAAGUAAUGCCAGAACCACUUGCUUUGGCUAUUUUACAGUCCACUUAUUCGGAACCGAUUCAGCCUAAACACGAUCUAACAGCAGUUCAAGUACCCAUUCAACCAUUGUCAGUAUCUGUCUGUCAGGCAACCUACACAGAGCCACUGCUAGCAGGACGAUCCCAAACCCUGUGGAUAGAGCCAGAACCAAUCAUUAUCAAGGCGCCAUCACCCAAACCAAUGGUAUUUGCAGCUCCACCACUACCACAAACCAAUGACUUUAGUUGUGGUCCUCUUCCUACAUCUUCGGUUGGCAAAAAAUUGCAGGUGUCACCUGAGCCUCUAAAUUCAACAAUAGCUCAAGCUAGCUAUGUUGAAUCACCAAUCGUUGCCUAUGAAACAAAUGUUGUACAGUGCAGAGUGCCUGAAAUGCUCGGCAAAAAGCUUCAAGUUGCUCCUGCCCCUCUAACAGCAAAAUCAAUGCAGGCAACUUACAUUGCAGAGAAGCCAGCU
Molecule: messenger RNA, 6324 nt
Organism: Rodentolepis nana
Lineage: Eukaryota; Metazoa; Platyhelminthes; Cestoda; Cyclophyllidea; Hymenolepididae
Source: the annotation of a GenBank genome assembly